GCAAGUUCCUGCUGUGGUCUGAGGGAAACAGAUCCGACAUUCAGGCUCGGGAGAAUCGCACUUUGCGGCCUGUGGAAGCCCCGCCCCCCUCCCUGAGCGAUGGCCUCACCAGUCUCCGUCUACAACUCCAGCCCCUUGGCCCCACACAUCUCCAGUAUGUCCAGAGAGUCUGUGAAGAUGGAGUUGUUAGCCGAUGUGGCUCUGCUGCCGGGCGAGGAGAGAAUCAUCGACAAAGACAUCAUCUACAUCUGUCCCUUCAACGGGGCGGUGAAGGGCAAAGUGCUGAUCACCAAAUACAGACUCCACUUCAAGAGCUCGGAUGCUGAUGUGGUGAUGGCGUUGGACAUUCCUCUCUGUGCCAUCAGUCGGGUGGAGAAGAUGGGCGGAGCGUCGAGCAGAGGAGAAAACUCCUACGGCUUGGACAUCACAUGCAAGGACAUGAGGAACUUGAGGUUUGCCUUGAAGCAGGAAGGUCACAGCAGAAGAGAUAUCUUUGAGCUGCUCUUCAAACACGCCUUCCCCCUGUCACACGGUCUGCCGCUGUUUGCAUACGUGACUCAGGAGAAGUACGCCACAGAAGGCUGGGACAUCUACAAGCCCAUGGAGGAGUUCAGGCGGCAGGGACUGCCUAACGACAAGUGGCGCAUAGUGUUCAACAAGAGCUACGAGCUGUGUGACACCUACCCCACGGUGCUCGCGGUGCCCUACAAGAGCUCAGACGACGACCUCAAGAGGGUCGCCGCCUUCAGGUCACGAGGACGCAUACCGGUUCUGUCGUGGAUCCACCGGGAGAACCAGGCGGUGAUCGUGCGCUGCAGCCAGCCUCUGGUCGGCAUGUCGGGGAAGAGGAACAAGGACGACGAGCGCUACCUGGACGUGAUCCGAGAGGCCAACGACACAGCCAAGCUCACCAUCUACGACGCCCGGCCCAGCGUCAACGCCGUGGCCAACAAGGCCACGGGAGGAGGCUACGAGGGCGACGAGUACCAGAACGCGGAGCUGGUCUUCCUGGACAUCCAGAACAUCCACGUCAUGAGGGAGUCCCUGAAGAAGCUCAAAGACAUCGUCUACCCCAACGUGGAGGAAUCUCAUUGGCUGUCCAGCCUGGAGUCCACGCACUGGCUGGAACACAUCAAGCUGGUGUUGUCGGGAGCCAUCCAGGUAGCAGACAAGGUCUCCAGCGGGAACUCGGUGGUGGUGCACUGCAGCGACGGCUGGGACCGCACGGCCCAGCUCACCUCGCUGGCCAUGCUGAUGCUGGACAGCCACUACCGCACGCUCAGGGGCUUCCAGGUGCUGAUCGAGAAGGAAUGGAUCAGCUUUGGCCACAAGUUUGCCUCCAGGAUAGGCCACGGCGACAAGAACCACGCCGAUCAGGACCGAUCGCCCGUCUUCCUCCAGUUCAUCGACUGCGUGUGGCAGAUGACGAAACAGUUUCCGACGGCCUUCGAGUUCAACGAGCGCCUCCUGCUGACCAUCCUGGACCACCUCUACAGCUGCCGCUUCGGCACCUUCCUCUACAACUGCCAGAGCGCGCGAGAGCAGCACGACGUGCGGUCGAAGACGGAGUCCCUGUGGUCUCUGGUCAACAGCCGGAUGGAGAUGUAUCUGAACCCCUUCUACACCCCCGAGUCCGGCAGGGUCCUGUACCCCGUCGCCAGCAUGCGCCACCUAGAGCUGUGGGUGACGUACUACAUCCGCUGGAACCCGCGCAUACGGCAACAGCAGCAGAGUCCGGUGGAGCAGCGCUACAUGGAGCUGCUGGCCCUCCGAGACGAGUACUUGAAGAAGCUGGAGGCGCUGCAGCUCUCCGACUCGCCCUCCUCCCAGCUGGCCAACGCGGCCAACACCUCCUCCUCCCCGCCGCCACAGCAAUACACACAGCUACAGACGCCCCUCUAAGGGCUGCUCUCACACACACACACACACACGGAUAUACCCGUUGACUUGCACUUAAUGUUCUCUUUUCUGUCGGGGAUGACGUAGUCCUAACUGUCGAUAACAAAGAAUGCUAAUACGAUUUUAGGUUUGAUGGUAAUUCUAACACCAGAGUGGUGAUGGUGGUGAUUUAUGCAAUAUGUCACAGUACAGCCUUGUCACACACACACACACACACACCGUACAGGGACGCCUUAAAGACAUUCAGUGGCUUUCUGGCCGAGGGUUGAACACAUCCAUUUUCAAAGUGUUGUUUCUCUGCUGUGUUUCUGACGUUGGAGCAGGUGUUUUAUGCGGGGCUGAUUUUUAUUUUUUUUGACGAGCGUCACAACAACAAAGCCUCCUUUGCUUUGGCCUGUUUUCACGGAUGAAAAAAGAAGAAGAAGAAGCUCCUUAGAAGAACCACCUGGUUCCACUCUGUUACUCUAUUCACCAUGAACCCAUCAGACGUAUCUAGUUAAGUACAUAUGUUGGGACCUGGGAAAUAAAUUUAAACCUCUGACCUUCUGACGGAUUACAUAAAGUGGGUUUUCAAACUGGA
Messenger RNA from Pseudoliparis swirei, 2479 nucleotides. RefSeq names its product myotubularin 1 (gene mtm1). NCBI's taxonomy places the organism in Eukaryota, Metazoa, Chordata, Actinopteri, Perciformes, Liparidae. The transcript has 16 exons. Gene Ontology annotation, cellular component: plasma membrane. Bases 100 to 1902 code for a protein of 600 amino acids. The record is from RefSeq and is a predicted model, not a curated record. Gene Ontology annotation, biological process: dephosphorylation; negative regulation of autophagosome assembly; muscle cell cellular homeostasis. Gene Ontology annotation, molecular function: phosphatidylinositol-3,5-bisphosphate 3-phosphatase activity.